This is a messenger RNA of Camellia sinensis, 1788 nucleotides long. Its product is annotated as putative polygalacturonase. The record is from RefSeq and is a predicted model, not a curated record. Gene Ontology annotation, molecular function: polygalacturonase activity. NCBI's taxonomy places the organism in Eukaryota, Viridiplantae, Streptophyta, Magnoliopsida, Ericales, Theaceae. Gene Ontology annotation, biological process: carbohydrate metabolic process.
UGAGAUAUUAGAUUCAUGGUGAGAAUAGUAAUUUUUAUUGCUAUAAAUACUACAUAUGUCUUUACAACAACACCACCACCACCACCAAACACAUUCCAUAUUUCACAUUCCCAACAAUGGGGCGGUUGUGGAGAAGCUCUAAAAGCUUUCGGGUGAUUUGGGUACUUUUAGUGUUGUUUGGAGUGUUUAGCCUUGGUAGAAGAGUUGAGAGUAGAAAGGCAAGGGUUUUGGAUUCAUCAUCAUUUGAGUACUCAGCAAUAAGUUGCAGAGCUCACAGUGCAUCAAUAACAGACUAUGGUGGAGUUGGUGAUGGAGAGACAUCAAACACAAAAGCAUUUCAAAAGGCUGUGAAUGAGUUGAGCCAGUAUGGAUCAGAUGGUGGGUCACAACUCUUUGUUCCUGCUGGAAAAUGGCUAACUGGGAGCUUCAACCUCACUAGCCACUUCACUCUCUUUCUCCACAAAGAUGCUUUUCUUCUUGCUUCCCAGGACAUAAAUGAAUGGUCAGUGAUUGAUCCUUUGCCAUCGUACGGUCGAGGAAGAGAUGCAGCUGGUGGAAGGUAUAUCAGCUUCAUUUUUGGAACAAACCUCACUGAUGUUGUUAUUACAGGUGACAAUGGCACCAUCGACGGCCAAGGUGCUUUCUGGUGGCUACAAUUCCACAAGAAAAAGAUAAAAUACACCCGGCCCUACCUGAUUGAGAUCAUGCACUCCGACAGCAUUCAGAUAUCGAAUCUAACGCUCCUAAACUCCCCAGCAUGGAAUGUCCAUCCUGUCUACAGCAGUAAUAUUCUUAUACAAGGCAUUACAAUCAUUGCCCCGAUAACAUCUCCAAACACUGAUGGGAUCAAUCCAGAUUCUUGCACAAAUACAAGAAUUGAAGACUGUUAUAUUGUCUCUGGAGAUGAUUGUGUGGCGGUUAAAAGCGGUUGGGAUGAGUAUGGGAUAGCAUACGGUAUGCCAACCAAACAGUUGGUGAUCAGACGGCUCACGUGCAUUUCGCCAUUCAGUGCAACGAUUGCAUUGGGAAGCGAGAUGUCGGGCGGGAUCCAAGAUGUUAGGGCCGAGGACAUCGUGGCCAUCAACACCGAAUCAGGGGUCAGGAUCAAGACAGCUGUAGGCCGGGGAGGCUACGUAAAGGACAUAUAUGUAAAAGGCAUGACCUUGCACACCAUGAAGUGGGCAUUUUGGAUGACCGGAAAUUAUGGGUCCCACGCCGAUACCCACUAUGAUCCAAAAGCACUGCCGGUGAUUCAAGGGGUGAAUUAUAGAGACGUGGUGGCAGAGAACGUUUCAAUGGCAGCGAGGUUGGAGGGGAUUUCCGGUGAUCCAUUCACUGGCAUUUGCAUUUCAAAUGUGACGAUAAGGAUGGCUGUGAAGGCAAAGAAGGUGCCUUGGACUUGCACCGACAUUGAGGGGAUCACGAGCAGUGUGACUCCUCCGCCGUGCGGCUUGUUGCCAGAUCAGGGUCCAGAGAAAAUCAGGAUGUGUGAUUUUCCUUCGGAAAGUCUACCUAUAGAUACAGUUGAGCUCAAGAGUUGCACUUACGCUUCAAUGAAGUACCUAUGAACUCUCCAAUGUGUGAUUUUCCUUCGGAAAGUCUACCUAUAGAUACAGUUGAGCUCAAGAGUUGCACUUACCCUUCAAUGAAGUACCUAUGAACUAUCUAAAUUUGUACCAUCUACAUAUUAUGAAAAAAAUGUAAUAUAUUAGGAGCUUGGUUGAUGAUUAUGUCCAAUGCCCUAUCUUCAUGUUUCAAUAAGAAAACAAGAUUGGAUUGCCUCUAAAA